UUCCGUAAACCGUCAGUCUUGUGCCGUAAACCCUGUUUUGUGUCAAUAGCAGUGCAAAAUGUCAAAAGUAUUAUUUUUAUUGAAAUCAUAACAAAUGCUUAUUAUAAGCCGAAAAUUAUAAUUAAAUGAAGAAUAUGAUGAAAAACGAGCAUAUUCAACACUUUUAUGCUGAAGUUUAACUUUACACACAAAACGAUAAUCAUGGAAGAAAAUUGCGAGAUGUCCUUUCAUUGUGCUGAAUUGAGUACGACAAUGUUCCAGAAACUAUUUGAACAGAAAAAAGCCAGUAGAUUUUGCGACAUCACUCUUUUUGUAAACAACAAAGUCAUUAAGGCACAUCGUAAUGUUCUGGCCUGCAGUUCGCCUUAUUUUGACUCUAUCCUCAAACACCACAAGAUUACUAGAGAGCAGCUCACAAUAUCUUGCUUAGACAGCAGCAUUUUCAAUUCUUUAUUAAACUUUAUGUAUACUGGGGACAUAACAAUAGGCUAUUCUAAUGUUGAAGAGUUAUUAAAAUUAGCUGAUCAUUUUAUACUAACCAAAGUUAUAGAAUACUGUAUAGAGUUCUUAAGUGCUAAACUACAACUAGAUAACUGUCUUUUUACAUAUACUUUAACUCAAAGGUUUAAGUUGAAACACUUGGGGACUGUUGUUGAAAACUGGAUUUCUAGUCAUAUUGAAGAUGUUUGUAAGGGAGAUGAGAUUCUUGAACUGAGUCAUAAUAAAUUAGCAAAUUUUCUUAAAAAUAAGAAUUUUGCCUUAACUACUGGCAAGUCACUGAACAUAUUAUCUCAAUGGGUUCUGAACGAUUUAGAUAAGAGAGAAAAAUAUUUUGAAAGUCUUUUGAAAUACUUCCCACCUGAUAGUUUGGACUCGGGAGAAGUUUUUAAGCAUCUUGAAACAUCUAUAUUAUAUGCCAAAAGUGAACUAUGUCUUUAUACAUUCCUUGAUUAUCUGCCAAGAGACAACUGGACAUUCACAAACUUCAAAACAAGAUAUGAUGUAUUGCAAGCAAAAUAUGGACAGGUCCAAUCAGAUGAAAAGGAGUCUGAAGCAGAUUCUGAUGAUCACAAAAUAGUGGUCACAGAAAAAAUUGUCGCUAGUCCGCCAAAUUGUGCAGGUAAUGGAGUCACAGUGAAAACAAAGUUGAAAAAUCAGAAGCAAAUGAUUUUGAAGAAACUUAUGUUACUAGGUUUGAAACCUAGUUUGAGAAUGGCUGCCUUAAGAGUUUUAACUUGUAAAAAGAAACGUAUCACUAUGCCAGCAGAAAAUGGGAAUCAUUCUGAGGAAGCUGAAGAUUCUGAUGAAAAAGUUGGUAUAAAGUGUCCAAUAUGCUUCAACCACAUUAAUGACAGUCUUCUACUAGAACAACACUUAGCCUUGAGUCAUGCCAAAGAUGUCACAUAUAAAUGUGGACUAUGUUCGUUUGUCUGUCAGUAUCACGGGGACUAUUUGAAUCAUAUGAAGAUGCAUUUUUCUGGGCCACCCUUCAAGUGUGAUUUUUGUGACUAUACAUCUGAUCAGAUCUCAAAGUUGAUAUCCCAUCGAGCACACCAUCUAGAAGAAAACAUCUACCAAUGCACAUUUUGCUCUUUCAAAUGUCGCCAGAAGCAGAACUACAUCUCGCACAUGAAACUUCACACGCCCGAGAAAACUUACAAAUGCGAUCAAUGUUCGAAGGAGUUCAGGUUCAAACAGAACUUGGACAGCCACAUGAUGAACCACAAUGCCGAUAAGAAUCUUGUGUGCGACGCGUGCGGGUUUCAUACGAAGUUUCUCAGUCAUAUGAUCGCACAUAAGAGGAUACAUGCAGGCGAUAUAUAUAGGUGUUCGUAUCCUCAUUGUAAGUACACAACAUCAAAGAAAAGCCAGUUAGCUACCCAUGCAAAAACGCAUAAUGGUAUAAGACCACAUUCAUGCAGUGUUUGCGGCAGGGGUUUCAUGGAAAAAUCGCAUUUGGUCAGACAUGAAAGGAUACAUUUAGAAGAGAAACCUUUUAAGUGCUCAAACUGCGAUUACGCGAGCUCCAGGAGGGAUAAAUUAAAAGAGCACUUCACAAGACAUCAUGGCGAAAAUGCUUCUGCUAAAGUACCUUACAAGGCGAGACCAUUAAGAAAUUGCAGUGCCACCAAUGGUAGUAGUACUAAGUCAAAAUCACAGAUGUCACAUGAAAAUUCGCCAUCUUCCAGCACUAACAAUGGUACGUUUAGUCAGUCGAAUAGCAGUACUCCAGUUAGUCAAGCUAUAAGCAGUGAAAUUCAGGAGCUGAUUAUGCAUCAUCAGAAUCAUUCUGCCACAGCAACCAACUUGACAACAGUAAAUUCCUCCUAUCCACCAUUUACAAGCGGUGCAACAUCAAGUGGCAGUGGUGGUGAUCCAACCGAUUUUUCCCAUCACCAUCCGGCGCAUGCGCAUCAUGCCCAUCAUCAUCCUGCGCACGCUCAUCACAACGCCGCUGCAACAGCAACUGCGGCGGCAGCGGCUGCCGCGGCAGCAGCUAGUUUGCAUAAUCAAAUUCUGUCGGGAAGCCAUGCUGCAAGAGGUGCUGCUGGAGGUAGCGUAGGUAGUGUUGCCAGCCAUUUGGGGGCAGCCAGUCACCCAGCACUGUCCAGAGGCCAAACUGCGACCUCUACUGCAGCUGCGGUCGCUGCAGCUGCCAUGAUGCUGGAUCCAAGGUUCCAUCAUAACUCUUCCGUGCCAUAUCACCCGUCGGCAACACCAGUUUCCAUGGCAAUGGCGGCUGUGCAGUCAUCUCAACAAAUACAGUCCGCAGGCCAGCCUAGUGAAUAUCCCCCGACGCUGCAAAAUUGCAUGACCCUUUUCUAGUCAUAUUGUGGUUGUUUUAUUUAUUGAUUAUUUAUUCGUGCAAUAUCUGUUUUUAUACACACUUAAGCGACCUAUUUAUAUACAUUUUGUUAUCUAUGCUUAGGUAAGGAAAACUAGUUGAUGCUCCUUUCAUAGUUGAAACCAUUUUUUAUUAUGAGGAAUCUGUAGUCCGUUAAAACAAUUAGUUUAGCAGUCGGAAAACAUGGAAUUCUGCCAGCAAGAAAUCCUACUUUUGAGAUUACUCCCCUAUUAGAGUAUAUGUAAAUUCUGAGUUCAAAAGCUUUAUAUAUUUAUAAACGGAAUUUACUAAAACUGUGAAAAGGAGUACUAAAUUAUAUACCCGUAAUAGUUAAAAGGAAUGAGAGGUUGUCAUUUGUAAUUUAUUAAUAACCUUUAC
Molecule: messenger RNA, 3223 nt
Organism: Acanthoscelides obtectus
Lineage: Eukaryota; Metazoa; Arthropoda; Insecta; Coleoptera; Chrysomelidae
Source: the annotation of a GenBank genome assembly